Messenger RNA from Neltuma alba, 1919 nucleotides. Its product is annotated as fidgetin-like protein 1. Lineage: Eukaryota; Viridiplantae; Streptophyta; Magnoliopsida; Fabales; Fabaceae. Gene Ontology annotation, molecular function: ATP binding; ATP hydrolysis activity. The record is from RefSeq and is a predicted model, not a curated record. The transcript has 13 exons. The coding region runs from base 105 to 1562 and encodes 485 amino acids.
GUCGUUUACGCGCUGCGAUUCGCCGCCGGGGUGGUUUUCAGUAGCAUUCGCCGGGCGGGGCGAAAUAGCAAAGAACGGAUCACUUUUCACUCCUGAACUUCAGGAUGGCGAUUCUGGACCGACUAGUGAGGACUUCUCGACUAUGGCGUUCAAUUUCGUCUCCUAAAACCCUAACUCCUUCUGCUUGCUCGCGCCGCAUUACCCGACCUUCCACUAACAGAUCUGCGUUUUCGUCUGAGGUUUUCAGUUCUAGAGGUCUACCUCAUGCUGCCGAACCGUAUUCGUUGUUUCCCCUUGUGUUAGCUGGUAUUUUUGGGGUUGGAGUUCUAGAAAUGGCAUACGCGGAUGCUAAUGAGUCUGCAGAUGAGGGUCGGAAAGAGCCUGCCAAGACUGAACCUUCCUCAUCAUCAGCCUUUCCUUCAAGUCAUGAGGAUUUGGAAGGAAUUGCCAAGAAAUUACGGUCCCAAAUAAUGCUGAAACUUGUAAAUAGAGGACUUUCAGCUGCUUCUCACCCUGAGUUCACUGUUUCUGUUAAAGGUCAAAAGGUCAGCACCAAGUUCCAAAUUCCUCCUGCAUGUGAAGUUUCCCAUCUUCUUGCCAAUCUCGUUUCCCAACUUGGCGUGAAGACUGAAGAGAAUGGGGGUGGUUCAGAUAUGUUAAUCCGUGCUUGGGACAGGUUUUCUUGUUCAUUUCCUAGAAUGCUGAUGCGUGUCAAUGGGUUAGUAAGUAAUCUUGAGUCAGGUAGAGAAAUAGAAGAUACAAUACUAUUAGCUUUACAAAGACCUGAAGUAUAUGAUGAUAUUGCUCGUCGGACUCGUCAUAAGUAUGAGACAACCAGGCCACGAGCUGUGCUCUUUGAAGGCCCACCAGGUACAGGGAAAACUUCUUGCGCUCGUGUUAUUGCUAGUCAAGCGGGUGUCCCAUUGCUGUAUGUACCACUGGAGGUAGUCAUGUCCAAAUACUAUGGUGAAAGCGAGCACUUGCUAGGAAAAGUUUUUGCUCUUGCAAAUGAACUUCCCAAGGGUGCUCUUAUUUUUCUGGAUGAGAUUGAUUCUUUUGCUGCUGCCCGUGAUGGUGAAAUGCAUGAAGCAACACGCAGGAUAUUAUCAGUCUUAUUGCGACAGAUUGAUGGCUUUGAGCAGGAUAAGAGAGUGAUUGUCAUUGGUGCUACAAACAGAAAGCAAGACCUUGAUCCAGCAUUAAUCAGUCGGUUUGAUACUAUGAUCACUUUUGACCUGCCUGAUCAUGAUAACCGCAAAGAAAUAGCAGCCAAAUAUGCCAAGCACCUUACAGAACCAGAGUUAGAUGAGCUUGCAAGAGUGACAGAAGGUAUGUCUGGAAGAGACAUUAGAGAUGUUUGUCUGCAAGCUGAAAGGUCCUGGGCAUCAAAGAUUAUUCGAGGAAAAGUAUCUAAAGACGGAGAUGAAACUUGUCUUCCACCUCUGCAAGAAUAUAUGGACAGUGGCUCCAACAGGCGAAAAGCCUUGCUUAGCGCUGCAACAAACCAGCAAUUCCGAAGUUCCUCUCCCAUUGGCAAAAGGAGCCAGCUAGAUAUGAUUUGACUUGGAGUGGGAAAAUGCUUUUUGGUUCCAAUCAUCGAUAUCUUUGUUUUUUCUUGUUUACAGUUAUAUGAUAUUAAUUUUUCCCCUUUCAUAGAUAGCUUGAUAGAAUCGCUAAAAUAAAAUGUGUUCCUUUCCGGCCAAGUAGUUAUUUUUCACCCAACUCUUGCUAACGUAGUCUGGGGCAUUGCUAGGUCUGUGCUCAAACAUCUAUUUAUACGCUCUAUGGAUUAUAUUUUAGGUAUAGCUAUCUAGAUGUAUGCUAAUAAGUACAGUAAUUAACAAUGGUAUACCAAGAUUUAUUCUGUUUGACUGUACACCACAGCCUUAAAGCUAUUGACGAGCGUGUAGCCGUGCACU